AUGCGUGUUUUAAUUAAUACAACAAAUCAUGAUCAUGAUCAAGUUAAAGUUAAAAUAGAUAUUACAUAUCAGCGAUGGAAUCAGUUCGAUUUGGUUCGUAAUCGUUUAUACCUGCUAUGGACAGAUUUUUAUUUUAAUCUUGAAAUUGAUGACGAAGAUUAUGCUGAUCAACAUGGUUCGUCAAAAGCUUCAUCAAAUACGCUCAAAAUUGAUUUGCAUUUUAAGCAUAGUGCAGGUAAAAUGUCAUCACUAACGAAUUCUAGUCAAGAAAAUGAAGAAUAUAAUCGAUUAUCAUUUUGGAAGAUGAAACAUGUUUCUUAUCUUAUUGUGGCGAUGGUUGCUACUCGUGUUUUAACUGUACUAGCUACCAGGGCAGCUGUUGAACGCGAGUUCAGUUUUACUGGUAACAUUAUUACACAAAACGCCACAAAUAAAUAUUCACCACUUGAUAAAAUAUUUGGUGAAGAUGCGGGUUUGUUUAAAGUACUGGCAAAAAUACGACACUCAUAUGCUAAUCAAAUGUUAGGACAGAAAUUCGAAGUUCUAAAGGUGAACUUGAUAUCUCGUCGGGUAACAAUUAAAUAUUUUCACGAAUAUUUAUUUGAAAAAAAAAAUUGACUCUUUGCAAAUUAUUUUAUCAUUCUCAUCGCGUAAGCUUAUCAUUGUUUAUUGUAGGAAAUGCUAGUAAGUCCAUCUUAUGUAUUUUUGUACAAUUUUGUCUUAAUUUUGUUAAAAUUAAAUAACUUGUAUACGUGAAAAUAAAUUUAAAAUAUUAAAGAAAAUUCAGUGGGUUCAAAAAAACAUCUCAAUAGGCCUUGACCUAACAAUCUAUGAUGCAAAACAAAUACCUUAUUUUUAGCAAUUCAUGAUUAGUUAUUAUAAUAGCAUUAUUUCUUUUUUUUUGUUGAUUACACUUUGAAAUGGUUAGAUAAUGAGAUAAAUGAUCAUUCAAACUGUCAAGAAUAAUGAAAAUUGCAUCAAUCAAACAUACAAUAGUAAUACCUUGUGAGAUAGGCAAUAAGAAAGACAAAAAGUGUGAUGAUACAGCACUUUUUUCCUUGUGCAUGAAUAUAGAUGAUAUUAAAGGACAAAAGAAUUAUUUUAUCUAUAAUAUGAUACAAAUACAGGAAUGAAAUGGAUGCCUUUAUUUUAGGUUGAUUCAUUUAUUUCUUUUAAUGAGUUAAUUUAUUAUUCUUUUCAUGUGCUAAUGCAUUAUCUUACACACAGUAUAUUAGGUUAUAAUAAAUUUGAUACAGAUGUAUGAAUAGUUUAUGUUGAUGGUUCUUUGACUGAUGAUGGUGUCUAUGAAAUAGAUACCGGAAUAUCACGUGUUAUGAAUUAUGUGGAAAAAUAAAAGAUUUUAGCUGGUUUUUAAAUUUUUAUUUGAUAUUUUAAAAUAUAGCAUGUUUAUACAAAUAUAAUUUACUUUUUUUAGUCAUAUAAUGACAUAGAAGGUCAUAUACAAUCAUUCAAGAGAGAGAGAGAGAAGAAAAAAAAAACAAUUGAAUAAGGAUUAUAUUUUUACCCUUCGGAUAGUUUAGGUUGUAAAUAUUGUGUUAAAGAUGUUGAUUUAAGCUAAUUCAUCAAUAAUACCGUUCUUGCUGAUACGAAGCUAGACGAAAUGAUAAAAAAAUUUGGAAGAAGAUGUUUAGACUGUAAAAUCUUAUACUCACAUAAAAAUGAAUUAGAGAUUGCGUUUUUUUUAAAUAUGAUGCUCAGUGAUUUAUAGAUUUAUAUAUAUGUUUAUAUAUCUAAUAUAAUGACUAAAAUAUUUUGAUCAAUUCAUUUCCAAUAAUGAUUUAUGUUCUAAAUACAAAUGUGGAUGGCAUCCGCAAUCACCAUCAGAAAAGCAUUAUUAAAGCAGAGACGGUACAAGAGUAAAUAUUGCUGUGUCAUGGUUUAUAGUUUGGCUGUCGUCUUCUUAUUACACGUUUUCUUUUGAUUAUCAGCAUUGCCGAUACCUUCAAUAUAUAUAAAGAUGAAAAUAAAGUAUUUUAAAGAAGCUCAAAUGGAUAUUUUAUUAAAGUUAAAUCUUGAAAUAUUCGUACUGCAAAAUAGUUAGGAAAUGAUUAUAUGUCAUACAAUAUCUGGAUUUAACUACCUGUUUAUGAAUUAUGUUUCAGUUUGCUGGUAUUCAAAUGUCUAAAUGAUUUGCAUAAAUAACUAUAUGGAUAUAGCUGGUUCACAUUUAUGAACAGAUUUGUCAUUUACUAAUUAUUUAAUCAUAGCUAAUAAUAAUCUGAAAGAUGGAUCGUGAGUAAAAGUAGGAAAGUUUAUGACAAAAAGAAGGCACAUAUCAGACUACAGUAAAAGACACCAUGUGCAUUUAUUCAUCAACACUAUCUUUUUGAUUGAUCGCUAAAAAGAUCAAGCGCGAUAAAUUUUAUACAAAGUCUACUGUUAGAAAAUGGACUCUAAAAAAAAAGCUAAAUCAUUUUUGAAAGUUCCAUUAUUCAUUGAUCGAAUUUCAAACAGUUAGAAAAUAUUUAAUUCUCGAAACGAUUCAUUUUGAAAAAAAUGAAAAAACAACAGUAGUCUUAGAAAAUAUUCAAAAUUGUAUUCCUAUACUGAGGAAUUCAUCGUUAAUAACAUUUUAUAAUUUCUUGAUAUUCAUAUAUCUAUUCAACAUGUUUUCAGAUCAUUCGUAUUAUUUUCUUAUAGAAGACUUAAGAGUGAGUUCCUGAGAAAAUCAGCCACUAUUGUCCAUCGACAAUGAAGGUACCUCUCAGAAUUCGCGGAUUUUUUUGAUAUAUUAUAGAGGAUAGUGAGUUUAGUAUUUCUUGAAAUUUUCAACUCGAUCUGAUUACUUUUUCCCACACAAUCAAUCAAAAUACUAACGAAAUUUUUAAUAAUUUUUAAUAGUGAUUUUUUACCAGUUUUUACUCUCUAAAAUAAAAGGAGUUUUGCAGAACCCCUCGAAAAGGUUCUGUAGAUUACUAAAAGCAUCCAAAUGUGUCCAAAGUCUCAAAAAAAGGGUAAAAAAUUAGACAGAACCUUUAGGAGGUUCUGCG
Messenger RNA from Rotaria sp. Silwood1, 3011 nucleotides. The record is from the annotation of a GenBank genome assembly. NCBI's taxonomy places the organism in Eukaryota, Metazoa, Rotifera, Eurotatoria, Philodinida, Philodinidae.